UGCACAAUAAUUAGCGUAAUAUAUAAUACGAAUAGAUAAAUGAAUGGGGUUAUUAAGGAUUCACCUAUUAGCGGAACUUCACUAGAUUAAUUAUAUUUUUUUUUCUUUGUUGUGUAUUUUUAUUUUUUUUAUUACCAAUUUUGUUAUAAAUUAAUGAUUGAAAUAUUAUUAUAUACUUUGUAACAGGUCGUAAUGCCGCUUCCAUUUUAACGCACGUCAAGGAUUUACUGUUAGUGUAUGAUGAAAAGAUUCUUCAUAAGAGAAUAUUGGAAUGAGUUUGAAGUAGGUUAAAAAACGCGUAUAAAAUAAGCGUGCUGUUGACUGCGUCGACUGAUCCCAUUCGGAGGUGUACUAAGAUAGACCACUAUUAGUGCGCAAAAUAUGUCGUGUGGCAGUGAUAGCGCUACGACUUAAAUAGCAAACGUUACUAAUUGUUGUUUUAUACCGUGCAAUUAUUUAUGUUUAUAUUUUGUAUAUAUUUUUAGAACCAAAUGCACCUUGGAUAGGAACAAUAAAGCAUACCAACUACUAUGGAAUCGCGAAUCUAACAAUAAACUCCACCAAAUCAAGACUUUUUUAACUCCAAACCAGUUUCCCUCUUCCUACAUAAGAAUAAACUAUAAUAUGGUCACGUAUAAAUAUCGGUCACACAAACAUCACCCAUGUAUACUUAAUGAAAAAGGAACCAAGACCUAUGGGUGAAUUCUGCAACUCAUCUUUAAUAUCCAAAAAAACACCUUUACCUUGAAUGCCCAUACUUAGUCGAUGAAUAAAAUCUUUCCACAGCCAAUGAAUAUAGUAGAUAUUUUAUCAAUAAAAACUUUUAGUAUAUUAAUGUAUUUCCUUAAAAAAUCUAACCUGCACAACCGCAUUGAAAUAUUUCACAUAAUAUGUACCUACUAUAUUAUAACUUAUUAUUCUUAAUACCAAAUUAUACAUGAAAUAUAUGAUUAUUAUGAUGAAUGAACUAAUUAUAACGUAAAAUGUAAAAUGUAAAUUUAUAUUUUAGCGGAUAAUGACUUUAUUGUUGAAGCCGUAUUAAAGAGGCAAAAAUUAAGAGGAAAAAGUAGACCCAUAACACACAUAUCGUGUAGGUAGGUGCUUGUGAAAACUUAUUAUAUUUAUCCAUAAACAAAUCGUAAAUAUACAUUUUAAAAUUAGUCCAUUGUUAUUCAUACGUAUUGUCUUGUAUAAUCUUUAGACAUAUAAUUUAUUUAUAUUUUCAUUGUUUAUGAUUGUACUACUACUAAAAAAUCUUAAAUAAUGUAUAUUGUUCAUGUAUAGUUUGUUGUUGUAUAAACGAUUAUUAUAAUAACAAAAUAUCAUUAUAACUCCUUGUUAUAUAGGGCAUGAUCCAAAGAUAAAUAUAUUUUUUAUCCAUCCAUCAAAUAGAAUUAAGAACAUUUAACUAUUUACAUGAUUAAUAAUCUGUGUAGGUUAUUAUGUGUUUUCCCGUUUUUCCAUAAAUUGACUCGGUAAUACGGAAAAACACAAAGGCCAUUUCUAGUGCGUAUAGAUAUUAUAUUGGUUAAUAUUAUACUGUACUAUUAUAUAGGUAAGAAGGUAUAUUGGGUUGGGUUGAUCCCUUAAAAAUAAAAAUAUUAACUUUCUACCUCUUAUUAUUGUGAUUCGUAAUAUAAUGAAACUAAAAUAAUAAAACGUGUGCAACUUCUAGUCAGCAUAUAGUUUAAUCGUGUGUAGUGCGCCUCAAGAGUCAAGAGGAUUGAUAGUAUUGAUAUUAUAAUAGAUGUAUUCAUAUUACAUAGUAUAGUAUAGUAUUUACUCAUUCUUUGAGCUUAGAUCGCAAUGUAUUCACAUAUGUGGUUAUUUUUAAUAUUUUUGUUCUUUUUAUUAUAAAGCGCUUCAAUAAUGUGUAACGAUAAUAAAAUAAUUAUUGUUGAUUUGCCUGGUUACCGUCAUUAGUGAUCUCCGUUUGUUGAACUCGCAUUAUCGCCAACGGUUUCUAAAAACAUUUUCGGUAUUGUCACACGGUGGACAGUUUUAUACUAUUAUUUCGUAGUUAUAAUAAUAGUAUAUAUAAACGAUUUAAACCUAAUAUUUAUUAUAAGUUCACAUUCAGAUCAAACACGAAAUUAUAUCAUAAUACGGCGGUUCGAGUUUCACACGCGGAACUGGAAAUCGUAGAAUAAUAGUUCUAACAAUAAUACCGUUCGUUAUUAUACAUCUUCUCGCACCAUGGCGUUGGCCGGAAUAAACGAAGAGAACGUUCUGCAGGAGAACACGACCAUCCGGUCGCUUGACGCCACGUACGCGGUGCACAAAAUUAUCGGCACCGGUCGUUUUUCGUGCGUCUACAACGCGACGGAGGUGGGCACGGGCAACGCAGUAGUGAUCAAGGCGCUGAACGAUUCGGACUCCAGCAGACGGUUGGACCGGAAACUGUACCUCAAGGAGCUGGACUUUUUGAACAGGCUCAAGUCCAGUCAGUUGCGUGCCCGGUACGUCCAGUUAAGGGACACUGUCCUACUCAAAUCGGGAAUGAUAUGUUUCGUCAUGGAGAGACUGAGCGCCACCCUGCAGGCCGUGCUACACAACAUCGGUCCACUGCCAAUGUACAUGUGUCGGCCGAUCGUCAGACAGAUCGCACAAGGCUUGGCCGGUCUGAAGGUAUUCGGGAUCGUGCACGCUGACCUCAAGCCCGACAACAUAAUGUUCACAUCCUGGACAAAGACCGAUCUUCAGGUAAAGAUCAUCGAUUUUGGUUGGGCGUUCGACAUGAAGAACGUGCACACCAUGUACCAAAAGCAGAUCCAGGCGAUCCCAUACCGCGCGCCUGAGGUGUGCUUCCAAGGCAGCCUGGACCACGGUCUGGACAUGUGGGCCCUGGGAUGCAUCAUGCCGGAAAUCGUUACCGGAGUCAAGCUGUUCGACGUGGACGAGGAGGAACUGUUGAUCAAAAUGAUUAUACGCACGCGGCCCGUGCCCGAGUACUUGAUAUCGAAUUACCCGACAAAUUUCUACGACACUAAACUCCCCGUCGGUUGGAUUCAAUUUCAGAAUUUGCACUAUGACGUGAUCGAGCAAGACGACCAGCAAUGCUGUGAGGACAUCAAGUGGUUCAUGGACUUGGUAUAUCAAAUGUUAGUUGUAAUGCCGGAUACACGUAUAACAGCGGUCGACGCACUCGCGCAUCCGUUCCUGACGAUCAUGCAUUUCAUCAAGUACCCGAGCACAGCGAUGACCAAGAAAAACGCUAAGUUAAUGGAAUCAUGUAAGCUGGACAUUUGAAUCGACUUAAACUCCUAAAAUGUAUAUAGUUCUGGCCCCAUCCUCUACACUUCUGAUCUAAAAAUCAGCCAACACUGCUUGCACCGAUCUGCAUCGUCGGAGAAAGCUUUGUUAUUUUUUAUAAAAAUAUAUUAUAUAUUGUGUGGUAUUUUACUGUUUCUGCAAGAUUACGAUAUCGUCUUGAAGAUAAUCGAAGACAUCGAAUGUGAUAAUAAUAAAGAUAACUGUGUGCAAUACAAGUAUAUACAAUAUUUAAAUAAAUGGUUCGGGAGAUCACGGUUUAUAUUUAAGUAUAUAUAACUAAAUAUGUUUGUCCAUCGCGGCUGUCUACACAGUGUAGGUGAAAGUAUGAUAUUUCGACAUUUUGCGUCCCGAAAUUACCUAUAUUAUAGUGAUCCCUUGAGAGGAUAACGGUCUGAAUAUUAAUCUCCACGGGGACUCAAGGAUCAAGUAUAAUAUAAAACGCCUACCGUAUGGUUUUAUAUAGUCCCCUUGCGGCCGCGAGUUGCCUGCAAUGAAUUCCGUCAAUUUUGUCACGUUUUUUUUAAAUCGCCUGACUGUUGUUGUUACUGUAGGUAUACUUUGUACGUUUGUUUUAUAUUUUUAAUAAAAAAAAAAAAAAAAAAA
This is a messenger RNA of Acyrthosiphon pisum (pea aphid), 3876 nucleotides long. Its product is annotated as homeodomain-interacting protein kinase 2. The transcript has 4 exons. Gene Ontology annotation, biological process: intrinsic apoptotic signaling pathway in response to DNA damage by p53 class mediator; smoothened signaling pathway; peptidyl-serine phosphorylation. Gene Ontology annotation, molecular function: protein serine/threonine kinase activity; transcription corepressor activity; transcription coactivator activity. Lineage: Eukaryota; Metazoa; Arthropoda; Insecta; Hemiptera; Aphididae. Gene Ontology annotation, cellular component: cytoplasm; nucleus; PML body. The coding region runs from base 2197 to 3249 and encodes 350 amino acids. The record is from RefSeq and is a predicted model, not a curated record.